AGUACAUGUAAAAUAAGAUUAAUGCUCCUAUUGUGUACCCAUUCAUACUUUCAUGCAGUGUUUUCAGUGUUAAUUAAUUCACUCACUUUAUUAGAUACAGGGGAGAAGAGAUUAACUUCAGAACAGUUAAUACAAAACCAAGCACCACAAACAUGAGAAAAACAAGCAGGUAUCUCUUGGUGUGUUCAAACUUAAAGUUUCCCCUGUUACAAUGACCAAGAUUAUAUUAAUCAGAGUGACUUGAGGAUCAAGUCAUGGCCUGGGAAAUGGUUACAAUUAAGCAAAUCAACAUAUAGUAAGCACUGGUAAUAGAUAAAAAUAGGUAUAGGAAACUCAAGUCCCCUUAUUUUAAAUAUUCCUCCUCAAGGCACAAUCCCUGAGUAUAAUUCAGCUACAGGAGAACACUGUUUGAUAAUGGCACUCUGAGCUCUUCCUCCAAUAGAACUAUAAUCUAGCUUCCACCCUCGACCUCUGCUAUUCUCUCAUCACCUCACAACUGCACUUGUAAUAAUCUGAGAAAUAUGAUAUUGCAGUCCUUAGUGCCAGGCUACAAAAUAGGGAUGCUGGCUAAUUCACAACAGGAAUCCCUUUCAGCCUGACCAUUAGCUAUUUUUAACACUUAAGAAACACUGAAAAGCUCACUGGUUUUCCUGCACUGAGCAAUCUGAAAUACUCAGUGGGGCUGAGCCAUUCACUGGCACAGCCUGGCAGGUUCCAGUGAAUGGAAAGAUGAAAGUGGGUAAGUUUAUUUGGUUUUUUGCAAAUUGUCCAGGCUCCUAUAGUUUAAAAUGGACAAUUCUAAUAGACCAAGGGAAAAAGCCCUUCAGAAUAAAGUGAUAAAGAAUAUUUACCUCCUCCUCAGUAUCUGAAAUGUUUUCUUGUUCAGCUAAGUGUUCUCCACAUGGCAUCCAGUUGUAGCAUUCCGGGAGGUCCCAUCAUACAAACAGAUGUGCAUUUCUGGUUUUAUAGACUUCAAAGUUCAUUGGUUUAAAAAAAAGCUUCUACAGCUGAAGGUCUUCAAGGCAAGCAGAAGCAGCAGCAUCAGGACUUCUGGGUGCAUAAGGAAUCCUCAAAACCACAUAAUAUAGGCAUAAUUUGUUGCUACUCUUUCUUCUCUUUACAGCUUCCAUUGACAAAUAUCCUGUUCUUUGUUUAAACUCAAUGAUCUGUGUCCCAAUUGCCCCUGAAACAUUCAAUAGGUUUAUAUACCAACAGAAUAUGGACAAUCUUUUUAACAAGAACAGUGGUAACAUUUUCCACCUUGGUUUAUGUAAAAGAGAUCACCAUGCCAAGGACAGGCAGAAAUAAGUAACACAGAAUGACAGCAUCUCCUCUGUCACAUAUUGCAAGAGCUCCACAAUCUGUUGUGUGUUUGCAAAAUCCUUGAAUUAUAAGGAUAUAUCAUGCAGAAACUGUAUGUCAUGGUUGGAUACUGUAAUUACAAUUGAAAAUUACUGUUAUCAGCCAGUAAUGUUGUCAUGUCUACCUGAGGGGUGGGAAUAAAGGAAAACUGUAAUAACAAAUGAAAUGCAUGGAAAUUGUAUCAACACACUGUCAGUACAAUGCCAAAAAAUGCUCACCAUUCUUUAAAUACUCCUGUGAUGGGUGCAAAACCAGCACAACUCUUUAUUAAGAGUAUAACCCCCAAAAAUCUUUAGAAGCUGAAGUUGUCUUUUUACAUUAAUGUUCACAUGAAAUUGUCUUACAGUAAAUGUUUUUACAUGGACUCGGAAUUCUUACUCCUUUUUAGCCACACAAAGUGGUCCGGAUCCAUCAGAGCUUUGUUAAUGCCCUGCAGGGAGGGGCCGUGGAGCUCUGGGCGCAGGUCAGAUCUGAAAUAAAAGGCAAGAGUUAACAGAGGUGCUUGCAGGGAGGAGGGUCCCUCUGCAGGAACUCUGUCCUGCAGCUGGUCAGGAGCCUGGAGAGCUUGGCCAGCAGUGCCCACGAGGGAAAACAGGGGACAAGGUCCUGUGCAGCAUUGUCUUGGGACACUGCCCAGUCUGGGGACAGCCCCACCAGGCUCUGUUUAGCUCAGGCUUGAUGGGAGUCUAUGGGCACAGGCAGCUGCCCCUGGCAAGCUUCCACUGAGACAACAACGUUACAUCCUCCAAGGCAUCACUCGCACGAGACACUCCUGCAUCGAGUCCACAUGUGCACAUCAGGCUACUCCCUGAUUUAGCCACUCAAAGUAGAUUCAUUCACAUUAUUUCAGACCAGAAAAGACAAUUUAGUCAUUAAGGGUCCUGGAGAACCGUUUUAAGCGAUUCCAGCCAAGCCAGGGACUGUGUUUUAGGAAAUCACCCAAGAGGUGGGAGCAGAACCUCAGAGCAGGGCUGGUAUCACGGGAUGGAGGCAGGUGAAAAAGGGGAACCACAACCUUGCCCAGAGCACUCAUCAGAAGCAGCAGGGCAGUUGAUGAUAGAGCAGGGAUUUUGAACAUGACACAGCACCCGGGGCUAUUCUUUAUCAAAUAUGUGAAUCACAAGCUCAGAGGGGCAAGCCCUGAGAUCCCCCAGAUUACGUGGGAACACUGCUCCUGCUCAUAGUUGAGCAAUAAACAUGGCAAGGUAAAAUGGAGGUACUACCAGUAUUUGCACAUCAAGAUACCCAGCAAGCCAAAGCCAGAACUGAAAAUGUACUUAAGUCUUGAUGCUCUGCCACAGAACCAGCUGAAGCUUCAGAACACCCUGCGAGGCUUGGGAAUGUUCACAAGAAGCCAGUGGUCACCUCUUUCUGCUGGGGGUGGCACAAAGGCCAGUGCAGCUGCCAGUGUGGCUCUCUCUCAGCCCAAAGCCCUUGGCAGGGCAGGACACUGGCUGUACCUCACCACUGCCAGAGCUCCCAGCAGGUUCUGUGAUAUUCCAACAGCAGCACCUUGUCCUGAGCCAUGGGCAACCAAGCACAGCUCUUCCUUUUGGGUACUCCACCUCCUUCCUUCUCCAAAAAUAAUGGGGCCAGAACUAAGCCAUGCUUCUCCAUCCCCAUCUUCCUAGUUUUUUCCCAUACUCACUUUUCCAUGCUGCAGAUUUUUUAUCCCUUCAUUUUCUUCUCCUUCUGUCUCCUGCUUCCCUCCCUUUCCCCCUCCCCCUGCUUUCUCUCCCUCUGCACUUUGUGAACUGCUGCGGCAGUGCUGAAGUCCAAAGUUCAGUAACUUGCUAAAGCACACAGAUAAAUAUGAACCUUGGAGAAUUUACAUUUGCUCCAAUGUAAACAGAUAGCCAAGGGUCCCUUUAUCAGCACUGGCUCAGGACAGUCGUGGGGGGUCUGAAGUGGCUCAAUUUUGUAUUUUGUUUUUUUUGGGGGGUGUAAAGGCGGGAGGCCGUGCUGUGCCCACUCUCCUGACAGUCGGGCGCGUUACCUCAGGAACAUGGUGUAGGGAGGCUGGAAGCAGGAUAACCUGGAAUUCAAACCCAAGAGACACCAGGCUGAAGACCAUGGUCUCGAAGCUGACUCAUCUGCAAGUGGAGCUGCUGGAAGCGCUGCUGGAGUCGGGGCUGAGCAAGGAGACCUUGAUCAAGGCACUGAGCGAAGCGGAACCCUACGGGCUCCAGAGCGAGAGCCAGCGCGCCAUCAAUGCCCUCCAGACUGAGAAAGGGGAGCCCUGUCCCGACAUCCCCAACCUCCCCAACGGCAUCGGGGAGGCCAGGGCAUCAGAAGAUGAAACCUCCGAUGACGGAGAGGAAUUUACCCCUCCAAUAAUGAAGGAGCUGGAAAACUUGAGCCCUGAGGAGGCUGCUCACCAGAAGGCUGUGGUGGAAAGACUCUUACAAGAGGAUCCCUGGCGAGUAGCAAAGAUGGUGAAGUCCUACCUCCAGCAGCACAACAUCCCUCAGCGUGAGGUGGUGGACACCACUGGUCUGAACCAAUCCCACCUCUCCCAACACCUCAACAAGGGCACUCCCAUGAAGACCCAAAAACGGGCAGCCCUGUACACCUGGUACGUCCGGAAGCAGCGAGAGGUGGCCCAGCGUAAGUACAGCAACAACUGCUCUCCUGUCCCACUUUCACAAAGGCUUCUGCUCCCCCUGGCUCCUCCUUACUCCUUAUGGCUCUCAAGGAAAUGUUCCCUUGCCCAUGUGCUUGCAGAAUUCACACAUGCUGGCCAGGGUAUACUGACAGAUGAGCCCAUGGGAGAUGACCUGCCCACCAAGAAGGGAAGAAGAAACCGCUUCAAGUGGGGUCCGGCCUCACAACAGAUCCUCUUCCAAGCCUACGAGAGGCAGAAAAACCCCAGCAAAGAAGAGAGGGAGGCACUGGUGGAAGAGUGCAACAGGGCAGAGUGUAUUCAGAGAGGUGUUUCCCCAUCCCAGGCCCAGGGACUGGGCUCAAACCUGGUGACAGAGGUCAGAGUUUACAACUGGUUUGCCAACCGCAGGAAGGAGGAGGCUUUCCGGCACAAGCUGGCCAUGGACACCUUCAGCGGGCCCCAGCCCACCUCUGCCCCUCCUCUAACUCCCCACAGCUCCUCCUCCCUCCAGCCACCACCUGCUCUCUCACCCAGCAAAGUUCACGGGGUGAGGUACAACCAGCAGCCAGCCAGCGAGGCAGAGUCCUCCAGCAGCAACCACCACGGGAACAGCUCCAUGGUGACCACCCAAACCAUCCUGCACCAGGUUUCUCCCCCUGGGCUGGAGCCCAGCCAGAACCUGCUGAGCACAGACACCAAGCUGGUAUCAGCCUCCGGAGGAACCCUCCCUCCUGUCAGCACCCUGACUGCCCUGCACAGCCUGGAGCAGAGCCCACACACGCUGAGCCAGCAGACCCAGAACCUGAUCAUGGCCUCGCUGCCGGGGGUGAUGGCCAUCGGCGCCGGCGAGAGCCCGUCCCUGGCGCCCGCCUUCCCCAACCCCGGAGCCUCCACGCUGGUGAUCGGCCUGGCCUCAACCCAGCCCCAGAGUGUUCCUGUAAUAAACAGCAUGGGGAGCAGCCUCACCACCCUGCAGCCUGUCCAGUUCUCCCAGCAGCUGCACCCAUCCUACCAGCAGCCCCUCAUGCAGCAAGUCCAGAGCCACAUCAACCAGAGCCCCUUCAUGGCUACCAUGGCUCAGAUACAGAACCCUCACGCUCUCUAUGGCCCCAAAUCUGAAGUGACUCAAUACACACACACAGGCCUCUUACCACAAACCAUGGUGAUAACAGACACAGCCAACCUCAGCGCCCUGACCAACCUGACACCAACUAAACAGGCAUUCACACCUGACUCAGAGACUCACACCGAGUCUGGGAUGCACACACCAGUGUCACAGGCACCAACAAUCCAUCUACAGAACCAAGACACGACCAUCCAGCACCUUCAGCCAGCCCCACGCCUCACCUCCAGCCCUGCUGUGUCCUCCAGCAGCCUGGUGCUGUACCAAAGCUCCGACUCCACCAGCAGCCACAGCCAGCUGCUGCCAUCCUCUCACAACGUCAUCGAGACCUUCAUCUCCACACAGAUGGCAUCUUCCACCCAGUAACCACCACAGGCAGCUCCUGAGGGACUGCCAGGUGCAGCUCCAGCCAGGAGCCACCACAGCCUCACACAAACCCUACUCAGCUGCCUCCAGGAGAGAAAACGUCUCAGGCUCGAGACAGAAAACAUGGAAAGAUGAUGCUGGCACUGCUAAAAUCCACUGUCCCCCAAAAAAACCAGCAAAGCUGAGCCCUAGGAGCAGAAUGACCAGAUAUCCUUUUGUGGCUGCCCAAGAAGGAAUCCCAACAGUGCCAGGACGUGGAUGGGACCUUCAUUCAGCUCAGCUCUCAUCAGGCUGGGACUGUACAAACCUGCCAACACCAGACUAAAUCAUGUGGGAAAGAGCAAAGCUGAGCUGCCAAAGAAGGGACACCACCUUUAAACACUCUCCUUUGCUGCAAGGAAGCACCAACAGGAACUAUGAGAAAUAACAGCACCUUGGAAGUUCCUGACUUUGCAAGGAGAAUAACCAAGAAACAGAUUUGGGAAUGGCUCGGCACAAACCUGUCAGUAUGGGAUCACUGACAAGCUACAAAUCCAUCAUUAACUAAAAAAAUACCAAACAUUCUCAGUUAAAAAUGACCUGCUCCAAAAUCAUGCUAUCCUAAUGGAAAUGGCUUGGUUGUUUUUGAUAUAGCUCUGCUUUGUUUUAAAUGCAGAAAUUAAAGUUUAACAGCUGCACGGAGAUUCCAGUUCUCUGCAUUAAGCCUGUGGAUUCUCAUCUUGUCUGACUUGCUGAAUGAUUUGCAGGAGGGCACUCCCCAGUGGCCCCUGACACUGCCCAGCACCUGGGAGGUUCCCAUGCUCCAUAGAGAGUAAAGGUUCCUUCAGUUUUCUCUAGAAACACUCAGCCUGGAUUCAUUUUACAGAACAUGGCUCAUUCUCAGCUUCCAUGUAGGUUUGAUUUGUAGUUCUUGGUAUGCAAAUAACUACCCUGGGCUCUGAGAGUCUUGCUUGCACCAAGUGAGGGGUUUGAGUCCCAAAGAUCCACUUAUGUCCUUCCUCUUCUAAUUAUUCCUCUCUGUUUACUCUCAACAUCCACAUCACUGAUGCGUCAUUAGCCAGACGUGAAAACAGCCCCAACAAACAGGGAUUUGUCUGUGACUGAAACUGAGCUGCUCUUUCAACUGUGAAAUCCAUGAAAAACCUUGGGACUGGAAGGGAGGAUUGAAAAGCCCAGCAGUGAACUCCUCAGUUAUCGUAUCUGGGAAUGUCAAAAUUGCAGAUGUCCGUGAAAAGUUUCAUUGAUAAGAGCUUCCUUUAGCUACCACCAACAAUUUCAGUAACUAGAUUGUCUGAGGAAUUUUAUCCUAGAAUUGUUUCCUAAUUUUCCAUGUGCAUCAGUUGCAAAUAUAUCUAUUUUCCAGUUAGCAUAAAAAUAAACCCAAAACAAAGCAAAAGGAAACAUCUAGGCCACCAUGCAUUUGAAAGCCCAGGUUUAAAAUCCAGUACACUGAAGUUUUAACUGCACAUAAGACAAGUAACUUCUGCUGGCACAUUCUGUUAGAUUACAAGCCAAGUUUCUACUUAGCUUUUCUAUUUUUGGAUGUCAGCUGUUGUUUUCUUGACUAAAAACCAGUAAGAAUCUUACAGUAAUUUCCCAUGCUCAAAGAACUACACUUCACUCUUCUGGUUUCUCUAAUCUGGCUUUCUGAUCUUCUGAAUUGGGCCAAUAAAUUGGAUUUACUGAGACCCAGGAAUCUUAAAAACAGAAGUAUUUAUGAGUAACAGUUAAUUUCCUGAAAGACUGAAAGUGAAGAAUAAGCAGACAGAGUCAUACUGAAAACUAUCAAACCUCACAGUAUUUCAGAGAGACAAAAGUCAUUAACCUCCCCAAACAAGGACUGAAAG
Molecule: messenger RNA, 7303 nt
Organism: Prinia subflava (tawny-flanked prinia)
Lineage: Eukaryota; Metazoa; Chordata; Aves; Passeriformes; Cisticolidae
Gene: HNF1A
Product: HNF1 homeobox A
Exons: 9
Coding region: 3435-5456 (673 amino acids)
Biological process (GO): positive regulation of DNA-templated transcription; regulation of transcription by RNA polymerase II; insulin secretion
Cellular component (GO): nucleus
Molecular function (GO): DNA-binding transcription factor activity, RNA polymerase II-specific; RNA polymerase II cis-regulatory region sequence-specific DNA binding
Source: RefSeq, a predicted model, not a curated record